AUGUCCGUCUUGUCCACUAAAGGUGCCACCAUCGUUCUUGGUGCUCAAUGGGGUGAUGAGGGUAAAGGAAAGCUCUCCGACAUUUUGUGUGGAGAGGCUGAAAUUUGCGCUCGCUGCCAGGGAGGAAACAAUGCUGGCCAUACUAUUGUCGUAGGUGAUGUUAAAUACGACUUCCAUAUGCUUCCCUCUGGCUUGAUCAACCCUAACUGCGUCGCCUUAAUUGGUAACGGUGUGGUCAUGCAUGUUCCCUCCUUCUUCGCCGAGCUCGAAAAGAUCGAGGCUAAGGGUCUCAACGCUGAUGGUCGUCUUUUCGUCUCUGACAGAGCCCAUCUUGUUUUUGAUUUCCACCAAAUGAUCGAUGGUUUGAAGGAAGCCGAACUCGGUCGUGGAAGUAUCGGAACUACUGGUAAGGGUAUUGGCCCAACUUACUCUUCCAAGGCCUCUCGAUCUGGUCUUCGCGUCCACCAUCUCUACAACUUUGAAGAAUUCUCCGCAAAGUUCAGAGUCAUGGUUGCCAACAAGCAAAAGCGUUACGGACAUUUUGAGUAUGAUGUCGAAGGUGAACUUGAACGCUAUAAGGCUCUCGCUGAACGUCUGAGACCCUAUGUGGUCGAUGGCAUUGGCUACAUUCACAAGGCUGCCAAGGACGGCAAGAAGAUUUUGGUCGAAGGUGCCAAUGCUCUUAUGCUUGAUAUCGACUUUGGUACCUACCCUUAUGUGACCUCCUCCAAUACUGGUAUUGGCGGUGUCUCCACUGGUUUGGGUAUCCCACCUUCCCACAUUGACAAGGUCAUUGGUGUCGUCAAGGCUUACACCACUCGCGUUGGUGGCGGUCCAUUCCCUACCGAGCAGCUUAAUGAUAUUGGUGAAUACCUUCAAUCUGUUGGCCAUGAAUAUGGUGUUACCACUGGCCGAAAGCGUCGCUGCGGUUGGCUCGAUCUUGUCGUCAUGAAGUACUCUGACAUGAUCAACGGAUAUACCAGCUUGAACCUCACCAAGCUUGAUAUUUUGGAUCAAUUGGAAACCAUUAAGAUCGGUGUCAACUACUUGCUUGACGGCAAGGUUCUUGAAUCCUUCCCUGCUGAUCUCAACGUUUUGGAGCGCAUUGAAGUUGAAUAUAUCGAAGUUCCCGGAUGGAAGCAAGAUAUCUCACAAUGCCGCAAGUACGAAGAUUUGCCUGUCAAUGCUCAAAAGUACGUUGAGUUGAUAGAGAAGGAGCUCGGUGUUCCAGUCGAAUGGAUUGGUGUUGGUGUUAGCCGCGAUGCUAUGAUUCACAAGCCUACCCAAUAG
Umbelopsis ramanniana AG is the source of this 1290-nucleotide messenger RNA. RefSeq lists its product as uncharacterized. Lineage: Eukaryota; Fungi; Mucoromycota; Umbelopsidomycetes; Umbelopsidales; Umbelopsidaceae. Bases 1 to 1290 code for a protein of 429 amino acids. The transcript has 7 exons. Gene Ontology annotation, cellular component: cytoplasm. Gene Ontology annotation, biological process: 'de novo' AMP biosynthetic process; IMP metabolic process. Gene Ontology annotation, molecular function: adenylosuccinate synthase activity; GTP binding. The record is from RefSeq and is a predicted model, not a curated record.